This is a messenger RNA of Bombus pyrosoma, 3145 nucleotides long. RefSeq lists its product as uncharacterized. Bases 1601 to 2479 code for a protein of 292 amino acids. Lineage: Eukaryota; Metazoa; Arthropoda; Insecta; Hymenoptera; Apidae. The transcript is spliced from 7 exons. The record is from RefSeq and is a predicted model, not a curated record.
CGUCGCGUCACUGGAGAUAACAAUCGAUCGAUCGUUCAAAUGAAAAAUGACAUGCACAAGCCUUGUAAAUACAAAGAAUCAGCCUUUCCAUUGAUCCUCUCGAGGCAUCUCAAAGGAGUGUCACGGUGCUGUGAUACGAUACCGAUAUCGGUACGCCUACUCGCGUCCAUUUAUUCGACUUUAAAGCUCGACGAUUCUUAGAAUCGGUAAAGUAGAGUAAGAUGAGAUUAUUUGAAUCAGCCAAGUUUCAACAUCUUAUGAUCUAACGCUCAGUCAAAAAUUCAACUUUGUGCAAAAUAAUUAACAGACUAUGUUUGGAUCAUGCAUUUAUGCAAAAAGGUAAAAAAUCCACAGGAGAUAUACAAUAUACAGAAAUAUAUUAUUACGAAUCAUCCAAAUUAUAAGACUUAUUAAUUUUAAAUCGUUUCUCGUGUUUUUCCUCUUUGGUCUUCAAAUGGCCUCUUAGUGUAGUCUAUGGAUCUGGUUAUAAUAUGGCUUUGCAAUAGUGGCAGUUUUGAAAACGAUAAAGAUGACAGAGAACAGAUUCGACGUGUGACAAUGUUUGAGCGACUUCUGAUUGAAAUAUAUUGAACGGUUACAUUCGUUAUACACUACCAUUGUUUUAUGCCGAUUUAUGGCAAGUAGAAAAAGCAGUAAAUUCCUUCACGAACUUCCACCAAUGAAAUAUACGUGAGUGAAAAUCGAGAAGAAAAAGGAAAAAAGGGACGCGAGAUGAAGUUGAUUUCUUUAGAUGGAGUAACGUGAGUUCAUUUCACGUGGACAAUUUAAUUCGAUAGAAUAAUUGUACGAAUAACUUGUUGACUAAAUUAUACGAUAAUUAUCCGCUAUUCGUGAAACUAACUUUCAAUCCUGGAAAGAGCGAUUCUUAUUUUGCCAGUCAAACGAAAUAAUGAAGUAUACGGAAUUACAAUUCUGUAAACGAAGGGUAGAAAUAAAGAUCAUAUAACAAUUUAGUCAUAUUCCUCGUAACAGGUAAGAUAUUUUUUAAAGUUUUAAAUUUCAUCCAGAAAGAAUUCGAUGAGAGAAAUUUUUUCCGAGAAAUUAAAAGAAAAAAGGAUGAUAUUAAAAAAACAACAGGAAAAGAAAAGGAAAAUGAAAGUAGUCUUCUACUAUGGUUGUCAUCAAUUACACGAGCCACAAAUCAAUGUCUGGCGAUCGCACGGUCACACUAUCAGCGUCAUUGUCUACGCAAUCAUCGAAUGGGCACGUAGGUAGAUAGAUAGACUGGUAGGAAGGAAGGAAGGACAUCGAGAAGGAUACCGUAACGCUUCGAGCAAUCAGUUAUGCUGGUCGGGGGCCUCACGACUGGCAAUUUUGCUACGGCUCGCCGCGAAACACCGCAUAAAUCACGGACUUUGGCUCCGUUCCGCUACUUCGUCGCGAGGCAACCGCGCAGAACGUAGAUGCGCUUUCGAUUAAAACAGUCGUUUCAUCUGAACAUCACAGGAGAAAAACAUGAUCAACAGCACGAACAAAUUCAAGAGGAAACGAUAACAGUGGAAAUAAUAAAUCGUGGCGAGGUGUAGUCGGAUGAUUCCUCGAGUUUUCCGCACAGACGUUCUUCAGUGAUCGAAUCGAGAUGGACGUGUUCUACAGGCAGUACAAUACUUAUCGUAUACUACUGAGCAUCUUAGGACUCUGGCCAUAUCACAAGUCGAUUUUCUCAACGAUUCAUAGAAUAUCAAUUUCUGUAAUUAUGUUCGCCUAUAUAGUUUUCCAGGUAUUAUCGCUAUUUAAAUCUGGUAUUACAUUUCGAGGUUGCAUCAUAACGUUAUCUGGAACCUGUCCAGUUAUGGCCUUUUUCAUGCGAUAUGUCUCUUCCCUAGCAAUGUUCCCAGUGACGAAAUAUAUUUUUGACAAUCUACGCAAGAUAGAAUCCACGCUGAAAGAUCAACUUGAAUGUCAGAUACUGAUGAAAUACGUCGAUUAUUCGACUCAUAUAAUCUCCAUUUUCCUAUCCUUAUGUUGCUCGUGGACUUUAUUCGCAGCGUCAUGCGUUUUCACUCCGAUAACGUUGGAUCUGCUGUCGCCUUUGAACGAAUCUAGAGGACGUUACUUUUCCUACUUUACAAUGUUUUCUCACGAUCGAAUAGAGUAUCUUGAUAUGGCAUGCGUGAAUAUCCUAGUUGUUUGUACAAUUGGAAUGUUGUCAGUGGCGGGUACGGAACUGAUGUUGGUUCUCUUCGCCCACUACAUGUGCGGAUUGUUUGACAUAACUAGCUAUCGAUUGCGAAAAACAAUCGCGGGUCUGUCUUCGUCGAAGCAGAUCGAUCCGAACUUCAAGGACUUCCGCUACGUCGUGGACAAUCAUAGGAAAGCACUACAGCUCAUCGAUUACGCAUUAUCGAAUUACAUGGUACAUUAUCUUCCGUCAUGCUCUGUGUUUGUAGUUUCUUUCUCUGUGUGUUUGCAUCGAGUAAGUAUCCUUUCAUUUCUGUACGUUGUUGGGAAAAGGUAAAAUCCUCAAUGAAUGUAAUGUGUGAAACCAUUCUCGAAGCUUUUAGACUUUCGCAAUUCUUUUUCUUAUAAAUGGUACACCGUUAAAGUAAAAUCUGAAAAGAAAUACUAUCUGACAUUGGUUAUAUAUUUAUAAUAUAUAUAGAUAGUUUAUACCGAUAUCGUUAACGUCAACCGAAUAGUCCAGAUCAAUUAUUGAAUAAUUUCGAAGAAUAAUCAACUGACAAGUGUCCUUUAUCAUUACUUUUGUUAGAAUGAUAGAAUUUACGGAAAAGACAUUCUCAUAAUGGCGAAUAAUUGAACAGAAUUGGAAAAUUGACUCUAAUUUAUCCUAUCGUUUUACAGCUUACAAAUGCUGUAACAAAUGCGAAUGAUCAAAUAGAAAUCUUCAUCUCUAGUAUGUUCGUUAUCAGUCAUAUGGUGAUCUUAUACCUAUGUCACUAUUCUGGACAAAUUAUAAUUGAUCGUAGUCUGAACGUGUUCAAGGAAACGUAAGCUGAAAUUUCGCUAAAUGUGGUUGUUCUGUCGUUGACUAUUAAAUAAUUUUCUAUUUGUCUAAAUGUUUCUACUUACUAAGUAAAUAACACGAUUGUAUUACUAGAGUAUUUUAAGAGAUACAACAUUAUGCAGGUAUAAUUCUACGUGGUACCGCAUGCCUAUAAAAGCG